This is a messenger RNA of Puccinia triticina, 1266 nucleotides long. RefSeq lists its product as uncharacterized. Lineage: Eukaryota; Fungi; Basidiomycota; Pucciniomycetes; Pucciniales; Pucciniaceae. Gene Ontology annotation, molecular function: 8-oxo-dGDP phosphatase activity. The record is from RefSeq and is a predicted model, not a curated record. The transcript has 5 exons. Bases 1 to 1266 code for a protein of 421 amino acids.
AUGAGCUUCCUGGCUGUCCUCGAGCAGUGCCACAACCACCCCACCCUCGGCGGAGAACACCCAGCAGGCGAGACCCUCGUCCCCCUCUACCUCCACCUGCCCGACAACCUCGCCGGACUCAGCCUGCGCAGACUGCCGCCACCGCCGCCCAUCAAGCGACUCACCACCCGCAGAACAUCCUCCUCAUCCUCAGCAGCAGCAGCAGCAGCAGCAGGAUCGCAGAAGUUCAAGCCGCUCUCCAGCUACCUCACCCGCUCCAACUCAUCCGACCAACUCGACAACAAUCCGUUCUUCAACGAACAGGCCUACCAGCCCCCAUGGGACCAGGCCGCCCAGGACAGGGACGCCCGCCAGCCGAUCGGCUUCCUCAGACCAGCCGUCCUCAAGGCCCUCAUCCAAGACAACCAACACAUGAACCGGAUCCACAGCCAAGCAUGCUGGAAACUAUUCUACCCGCCCGAUCAGGGGCAGGAGACCGGCGCCAGCUUGCCCGCGCGGGUCAGCUUCGAGGACUGGAUCAACCAGGCCGAGGAUCGCAUCGAGACCCGCCAGGAACACCUCGAUCGGCUCGUCAGAGGCUGGAAGGAGAUCGGCCUGUUUGCCGACCAGCUAUCCGGCUGGAGGAACGAAGUCUACUCGGUCUAUGGUCCAAAGGACGACUCCCUCCAACUGCCCGGCGCCAAUCUGGCAUUCAGGAUCGAGCGUGCCGCCGUCGGAUUGUUCGGCUUCCUCAGCUUUGGCGUUCAUCUAACGGCCUAUAUCAAAAAAGAUGGCCAGUACUUGUUCUGGAUCCCCAGGAGAUCAGCGACUAAAGCCACAUGGCCAUCGAAAUUAGAUAAUACGGUCGCCGGAGGGAUCACCAGUGGCGAGAGUGGACUGGACACGAUCAUCCGGGAAUGCUUCGAGGAAGCCAGUCUGGACGAGGAGACCGUCCGGUCGCGGAUCCGGCCGACGGGGCUGAUCAGCUACACCCAUCGCAGCCCCGAGGGAUGGAUCCAACCUGAGAUCCAGUACACCUACGAUCUCGAGCUGCCGGCCGAGAACACGAUCGUGCCCAAGCCGAACGACGGCGAGAGCGAGGCGUUCAGGCUGAUGACCUUCGACGAGCUUGCUGAGGCCCUCCGCGCGGACUCCUUCAAGCCCAACUCCGCCGCCGUCCUCGUCGACUUCUUCGUCCGCCACGGGCUCCUCUCCGAGACCAACGAGCCAAACUAUGUAGCCCUCUCCACCCUCGUCAAGCAGCCCGUCUUCUUGCCCCUCCCCUGA